GCGAGUUACAUGUCUAACAACAUUACUUAUACUUCAACUACGAGUAUACAGUUGUCCAAUCGUUUCACGAUGUCGGCUAAGAACGAGAAAAUUGGUAUAAUCGGCAGCGGUUUAAUCGGUCGCAGCUGGGCAAUGCUUUUUGCUAGUGUAGGAUAUGAAGUAGUUAUUUACGAUAUUGUAAGUGAGCAAAUUAAGAAAGCACUCGAAGAUAUUCAACAACAAUUGAACCGUCUUGAAAAUGGCGGCCUUUUACGAGGUGCUCUUACCGCUGACCAACAAUUUAAGUUAAUUAAAGGAUCAUCCAGUUUGGCCGAAACCGCAAAGGGAGCUAAACUUAUUCAAGAGUGCGUCCCAGAGAAUCUGCCUUUAAAAUUGAAGGUGUACAAUGAACUUGACAAUGUAGUUGACGAUAAAGUGAUUCUGUCUUCGUCGACGUCCACAUUCCGUCCAUCUUUGUUUAGCGAGAAAUUAAAACACCGUGAUCAAGUAGUUGUGUCACAUCCGGUGAAUCCCCCAUACUACGUACCACUCGUAGAAAUUGUACCUGCGCCAUGGACGCGCGCUGAUAUACCAUCGCAAACGAAAGCUAUUAUGAUUGAAAUAGGUCAAAAACCUGUCGUAUUUAGCAGAGAAAUUGACGGUUUCGCGUUGAACAGAAUUCAAUAUGCAAUCUUGAACGAAGCAUGGAGAUUAGUAGCUGAUGGAGUAUUAAGCGCAAAAGAUGUGGAUGCAGUCAUGAGCGAAGGUCUUGGAAUGCGUUACGCUUUCCUCGGUGCCUUCGAAGCUGCGCAUUUGAACGCCGAAGGAAUGAAAAAGUACUGCGAGACAUAUAAAAAUUCAAUGUACAACGUAAGCAUGACGUUUGGCCCCACUCCUAAAUUUGAAGGUGAGAUGGCGGAAAAAAUUAGCAACGAACUAAAUGAAAUGUGUCCAUUGGACAAACUUCAAGAACGACGUGCGUGGAGAGACGAAGCUUUGACAAAAUUGUCCUUGUUAAAAAAAGAAUUGAAUAAAAAAAAGUAAAUUAUUAUGUAUGAAUAUUUUCUAUGUUGAAAUGUAUUUAAUUAAUGAAGUUGAAAUAAAAGUUACAUUUCUAUAAUCACUUUGAACAA
Hylaeus anthracinus is the source of this 1112-nucleotide messenger RNA. RefSeq names its product lambda-crystallin homolog (gene Had1). Gene Ontology annotation, molecular function: oxidoreductase activity, acting on the CH-OH group of donors, NAD or NADP as acceptor; NAD+ binding. NCBI's taxonomy places the organism in Eukaryota, Metazoa, Arthropoda, Insecta, Hymenoptera, Colletidae. Gene Ontology annotation, biological process: fatty acid metabolic process. Bases 10 to 1023 code for a protein of 337 amino acids. The transcript is spliced from 6 exons. The record is from RefSeq and is a predicted model, not a curated record.